AUGGAUACGGCCCUGUUCCACGGAAGCGGCGUGGGGGAACAAAAUGUGAACUUUACAGUUUGUCUGGGUCAUUUAACUCUGCAGCAGCAACGGCACGGCAAGGGCGGAUCCCUGAAAGCUCGUCCAAUUUACAAAGCUUGCUGGACUCGUGAUAAUUCUGAAGACUUUACUGAUGUCGACUUGCUUUCUGCUUUUGAUCAAGCCAUUGAUGACGGCGUCGACUUGCUCUCUGUUUCCAUCGGCCGGAUCACCGUCCGAAACGCCACCCACGUGUUUACCAAUGGGAUCUCCAUUGGGUCCUUCCUUGCAGUCUCAAGAGGCAUACUUGUUACCUCUGGUGGUAAUGACGGACCUGAACUUGAGACGGUGACGAAGUUGGCGCCUUGGAUCUUCACUGUUGCUUUGGCUCCAUAUACUGCUUUGAAUCGAUGCCAUUACAUAACAUACGACUCUGGUUGUUCUUGUUGCAGUCAACUGUGUAAAAGUGGAACACUUGAUUCUAACAAAGUAAAGGGUCGCAUAUUGGUGUGCCAAAGAGGAAGGAGCCUGAGGCCUGUGGACAAAGGUCAAGAAGCAAAACGUGUAGGAGCAUUGAAAAUGAUUCUGCAGAAUCAUAAAAAGUUUAACACAGCUACAGCUGAUGCUCAAGUUUUAGAUACUUCCAAUGUUCCUAAUAGUGAUCCUCAGAAUGAGAGUGAAAAUAGCUCCGAUGAGAACCUACUUGCAUUCUUGGAUAACGCAAAAAGUAUUAUGCCAGUAAAGCCAGCUCCAAAAGUUUCUUUAUUCUCAUCCAGGGAACCCAGCUUGGUUCUGCCCUCAACUCUCAAGCCUGACGUGGCAGCUCCUGGUCAAAAUAUAAUUGCGGCUUAUUCAUCAGGACGUCGAUUUGACUAUAAUAUUCUGUCAGGAACUUCUAUGGCAUGCCCACAUGUAACAUCAACCACUUGGGAUGACACCAACGGACCAAAUCUGGACGAAAACGAUGAUCAAGUAGCUACUCCAUUACAUUAUGGUUCAGGAUAUGUUAAGCCUAACCGUGCAAUAUACCCUGGACUUGUUUAUGAUCUGGACGCUCCUGAUUACCUAAACUUGUUAUGUGCUUCUGAUUUCGAGGAAAGAAUAGUUGUAUCACUUAAUUAUAACAGGCCAUACAAGUGUCCAAAGUUAUACAGGCUACAAGAUUUCAACUACCCUUCCAUCACUCUGCCAUUUCUGGGUGUGGAACCUGAGUGUUUCUCGUACAGUUUCAAACGUUGGAGCUCCAAGCACAGGACGAAUGAGAACGAGAGCUAUGAGAUAAUCCCGCAGGCAGAGGAAUAUUCAGCUCACAAAUUAGAAGCUGAUUAUUCAUUUGGAAAGGUGACGUGGACAGAUGGCAUGCACAAAGUCAGGAGUCCUAUUGUACUGAAAUUUAUGAGAAAAUGA
Messenger RNA from Prosopis cineraria, 1425 nucleotides. RefSeq names its product subtilisin-like protease Glyma18g48580. The transcript is spliced from 7 exons. Gene Ontology annotation, biological process: proteolysis. The coding region runs from base 1 to 1425 and encodes 474 amino acids. The record is from RefSeq and is a predicted model, not a curated record. Lineage: Eukaryota; Viridiplantae; Streptophyta; Magnoliopsida; Fabales; Fabaceae. Gene Ontology annotation, molecular function: serine-type endopeptidase activity.